AGGGGGUUGAGUGGCGAGAAAGUGCGGGAAAGAUGAAGAAAUUCACCUUCAAGGGCGUGCUGGACGGGUUUCGGUCGUCGGUCAAUCAGCAGACGCCGGCAGGUGGUGGGGCGGCCAAAAUUUGCGUAGAGCAGGAGAUACAGGAAACGCUCCGGUCGGAACACUUUCAGCUGAAAAAGACCUUUCGCCAUGGCUUCCCAUACUCACCCACGGCGUUGGCCUUCGAUCCCGUCCAGCGAAUUCUGGCCGUGGGAGACAAGUUUGGUUCAAUGCGGUUGUUGGGUAAGUUCGGCGUCGAUGCCCACGUGAAGCACGAGGGCGAGUCGGCCUGUGCCGUCAAUUUGAUCGAGUUCCUGGUUAACGAGGGCUGCCUGGUGACGGCCACCGCCGACGAUACGCUGCAUCUAUGGAAUUUCCACACCAAAAUCCCGAAGGUGGUGCAGAGCCUGAAGUUCCAGCGGGAAAGAAUAUCUCGUCUGCACCUGCCCAUCGGUACCAAGUGGCUGUACAUUGGAACGGAGAAGGGCAAUACGCACAUUGUCCACGUCGAUUCGUUCACCCUCAGCGGCUACGUUAUCAAUUGGAACAAAGCUAUCGAUCCCAUUCGCAAGACGCACCCUGGCGCAGUGGUUCACCUGUCCGAUAAUCCACUGGAUGCAAACAAGCUGCUAAUAGGAUUCGAGUCCGGUCAAUUAGUGCUGUGGGAUAUGAGAGGAAAAUGUGCGGAAUUUCGCUGGCUGUCGCAAGAGCCGCUCAGCUCCUGCUCCUGGCAUCACGAAGGGAAACACUUCAUAACAUCACACACCGACGGUUCUUUAUGUACGUGGCCUUUGAAACUUUCACCAAAACCCUUAACUCAUAGUUUUCCUCACGCUAAAACGAACAAGGAAGGAAAAACGGAGAGCUGUAACUCUAUUCAAAAAGUUGAAGUGAAAACGAAUAGAAUAGGAGAUCAAUUUACCAUUUUCUCGGGCGGUCUGCCGACGGAGAAGUGCAGUCCCAAGUCGCACUGCAUCACCGUCAUGGUGCAGGGCAAAUCGACGACCGUCUUAGAGAUGGAGCACAGCGUAGUUGACUUUGUGACCAUGUGCGAGAGUCCGUGGGGCAGCGACCUGCAAGAACCGUAUGCCGUGGCAGUGCUGCUACAGAAUGACCUCGUACUGAUCGAUCUGCUAACACCCGGUUAUCCCACGUUCGAGUCGCCUUAUUCGAUGGACCUGCACGAGUCGCAGAUCACCUGCUGUACCUACCUGGCCGACUGUCCGUCCGAUCUGGUGCCCGCGUUCUACUCGGUCGGACGAAGCGCGGCCACCAACCGGCGCUCCGGCUACUCCGAGCGCGAGUGGCCGAUCAAUGGCGGCGAAUGGCAACCGACGUCCUGCAGCUACUCGGAGAUCAUCCUCACCGGCCACCAGGACGGCUCGAUCAAGUUCUGGGACUCCAGUGCCGGCACGCUACAGGUGCUGUACAAGCUGAAGACGUCGAAGAUAUUUGAGAAACCCCGAGUGAGAUCGCUGGACAGCGGCGAGGAGGACCCGUUAGCCAUCUCAAUGCUGUCCCUGUGUGCUGAGUCGAGAAAGCUUUGUGUUGCCUGCAACUGUGGUUAUGUCGUUCUGUUCAAGUUCCGGAGAGCCGAAAGCACCGGGGACAUUGUGGUUUUGGACAUUCCGUUCACCAUGGAAACUUUUACCGAAUUUGAAGGCAGUCCCGAAUGUGAGUUCAUACCUAAAUCACUGCCAAAAACCGUUGACUCAACCGAGAGCGAUAAGAAGAACUGCAGUUUAUUGAAGGUGAAAACUGGACCACAGCGAAAACCGCCCGGGUUUCAAGCUCAGUUGGUAUGCGUUCCGUCGUGGGCGUGCGGCAGUGUGCAGAUAACUGCGCUCACCAUCAAUUCCAACUAUGGACUCAUGGCGUACGGCAACGAGUACGGGCUAACGAUAGUGGAUAUUGUGAAGAAAACGUGCGUACUAAACCUGUGCACCCAGGAAAUCUAUGGCGCACAGGACCCGUACUCGAGGACGCCCCGAAGUCCGAAGCGUUUGGAAAAUAGUCAAUCGAAGGACGAUUCAUUGCGUUCCCCUAGUAUAGAUCAGCACGUUGAGCCGGCACGACCGGAACCGACACUGGUCGGACCGGUAAUCGAAACGGUGCCGGGUCUCUCGGUACCUUGUCCGACCGUCGCUACUUCCUCCUUCCCUACCUGCGCGACAAGUGGUACCGUCACCAUGACCAGCGACACCGACACCACUGGUACCGUACAAGAGGAACCGGACACUGGGCUGGAGUGUUAUGCGGAGGAGCCACCGCCGGCGGUGGCUGGGUUGGCGGGCCCAGUACUGGGACAGACGCAGGCACCACCACCACUACCGGCACCGGUAGACGAGGCAACGGCGGCAGCACGGCGUGCCAAGAAAUCUUUCAUAGAAUCCCUACCACUACCAAAGUGGCUGCGGAGUUUGAAUAAAUUGGAUAACUCAUUCUCGAGAUCUCGUUCAUCUUCUAUGUCAAGCUUAGAAAAUAAUGCAAUGGAGGCUGUGACUUGUUUGGCUUUUGCCGAUAGUUAUGUAAAAAAAAGCGAUCCCUCAAUGGCGUUGCCUACUGCAUGGUUAGGAACCAGUUUAGGAUCGAUCCUAACCAUCUCUCUAUCCAUUCCGGAGAACGAUCUGAGGAAAGCGAACGUGGUCCAGACGGCACCAACCGGAGCCAUGUUCCGGCUAAAGGGGUCCAUCCUUUCGAUGUCGCUGCUCGACUGCAACGGGGCACUCAUACCGUACUCGUUCGAAAGCUGGCGCGAAGAUUCAAAGGAGGGCAAAGAAAAGCGGGAAAGGACACCAACCAAGACAUCAUCCACCAAGAUGAGCCCUACCAAUCCGGACGGUUUGUGCGAUCGGCAGUUUAUUGCGAUCGCGAGUGAGAAGCAGGCGGGCGUGUUUGCACUACCGAGCCAGAACUGCGUCUACCGGAAGAAGCUGGUCGAUUUCGAUUUUAUCGUUAAGGCAGAAAUCAUUAGCAUGAAAGAUAGUGUCUGUCUGAUAUGCUACGCUUCGAACGGGCAUCUGAUGGUGUUUACUCUGCCGAGUCUCAAACCUCUGCUCGAAGUUGAUUUUCUUCCAUUGGCCGAUCUAAGUUUCCAAACCAAGUGUAAACAGGGCGUGGUGGAUCCAAUGCUGUCCAUUUGGGGGCAACAACUUAUAGUCAAUGAAGAUUCGAAUGUGAUUUCACGGACGUUUAGCUUUAGUAACAAGGGCCACGGAUUGUAUCUAGCCACACCCACCGAAAUCCAAAAAUUUACCGUUUGCCAAGAAUUCAGCCACCAAUACAACAAUAUGCUUGGCGAUCUCUACGUACCUCAUGAAAUGCCGGAAGCACCUAAGGAAAGCUUCUUCAAAGGACUGUUCGGCGGAGGGAUGCGCAACCUCGACCGGGAGGAGCUGUUUGGUGAAUCGAGCGGUAAAGCGAACCGGUCGGUGGCGAAACACAUUCCCGGCCCGAACGCCAACAUCCAGGAGCUGAACGCCCGGACGACGUCGGUGACGUCGGAGAUCGGUAAGGCGCACCAGCUGAUGCUCGAGCGUGGUGACAAGCUGAGCCAGCUCGAGGAGCGCACCGAGCGGAUGGCGAACGAGGCGCAACAGUUCUCCAGCUCGGCCCAUCUGCUGAUGAACAAGUAUAAGGAUAAAAAGUGGUACCAGCUGUAAACCCCAGU
Molecule: messenger RNA, 3709 nt
Organism: Anopheles maculipalpis
Lineage: Eukaryota; Metazoa; Arthropoda; Insecta; Diptera; Culicidae
Gene: Tomosyn
Product: syntaxin-binding protein 5
Exons: 23
Coding region: 33-3701 (1222 amino acids)
Biological process (GO): regulation of exocytosis; regulation of protein secretion
Cellular component (GO): cytoplasm; SNARE complex; plasma membrane
Molecular function (GO): syntaxin binding; myosin II binding; GTPase activator activity
Source: RefSeq, a predicted model, not a curated record